UGACUUCUGGGCUGAAGCUCACCAGGCCCUGAAGCCCGUGCUUGCCAGGACCUAGAUUUGGUCUGGUGCUACGGGGUUGACAGCUUCCUCUCCUGCAUCCAGUCGCACGCAGGUCCUCAUCAGCUCUUGCAAACCUCUCUGGAAGGAGCCAUGGGUCCCCAGCCCACCCAGGGUUUGCUGUUCCUCUUUCUCCUCGGAGCCUCCUCCUUGACUAUGGCACAAAAUUUCUAUUGUCACAAGGGUAUAGCCAUGAGCGUGGAAGAUGAUCCGAGCAUGUUUGACUGGAGCACAGAGAAAUUUGAGACUUGUGACAAUGGAUCGCUUUGCCAGGAAUCCCUGCUGAUUGUUAAAUCAGGGCCCAAGACAGCAAUUGUAGCGACGAAGGGCUGCAUCUCCGACGAGAAUCCGGCAAUAACGUUUGUCCAGCACUCCCUACCCCCGGGCAUCAUGGUGGUCUCCUCCAGCCACUACUGUGAGCUCUCCAAUUGCAAUGACAGAGCGAACUUACCUGAUUUAUGGAGUGAAAUUCUCCCAGCUUCCAAUGGGUCAGAAACCCUCCACUGCCCAACCUGUGUGGCUUUUGGGACCUGUCUGAAUGCGCCUUAUCUCCCCUGUCCCAAUGAUACAAAUAGAUGCUAUCAAGGAAAACUUCAGGUGGCUGGAGGAGACAUCGACUCAACUUUAGAGGUCAAAGGCUGUACAUCCAUAACUGGCUGCAGGAUGAUGUCUGGGAUCUUCACAAUAGGACCCAUGUAUGUGAGGGAAAUAUGUCCAUACCAAACUCUCAUUGAGCCCCGCAAGGUUGAAAAUGGAGCCAACUGGCUUCCCAUUUCAGCUGGGAAGUUAGAGCUACUGCUGCUGCUGUUGCUGCAGUUGCCAGUCCAUUGUUCCUGAAGAGACAUCUGUCCCAAGUCACAGGACACCUCUUUGGACUGGGAGCCUUCUGAUUGCUGGUCAUCAAAAGUUGGAGACUUGAAGAACAGAGAAUUCCUGUGAAUGUAUUUGAUGUUUCUAAUAAAGUUUCUGCUAUAUUUGGUA
This is a messenger RNA of Phyllostomus discolor (pale spear-nosed bat), 1038 nucleotides long. RefSeq names its product testis expressed 101 (gene TEX101). The transcript is spliced from 5 exons. Bases 151 to 894 code for a protein of 247 amino acids. Gene Ontology annotation, cellular component: plasma membrane raft; plasma membrane. The record is from RefSeq and is a predicted model, not a curated record. Gene Ontology annotation, biological process: regulation of flagellated sperm motility; binding of sperm to zona pellucida. Lineage: Eukaryota; Metazoa; Chordata; Mammalia; Chiroptera; Phyllostomidae.